Molecule: messenger RNA, 1454 nt
Organism: Apis cerana (Asiatic honeybee)
Lineage: Eukaryota; Metazoa; Arthropoda; Insecta; Hymenoptera; Apidae
Gene: wal
Product: electron transfer flavoprotein subunit alpha wal
Biological process (GO): fatty acid beta-oxidation using acyl-CoA dehydrogenase
Cellular component (GO): mitochondrion
Molecular function (GO): flavin adenine dinucleotide binding; electron transfer activity
Source: RefSeq, a predicted model, not a curated record
AUAUUCAUAAAAUAUAUUUAGUAAAAUGCACCACAUAGAAAUUUUUAUUUUAAUAAAAAAAAUCAAAUCUAAUCCAUUUAAAUAAAAUGUAUUAAAAGAAAUAGGAAAUUUUUUUUUUUUUUUUUUUGAUUAUUAGAUUGAUAGAACGCUACAUUUUAUUAUUACUUGAUUUAGAGAUAUUAUUUUUAUUUUUUUUAUUAUUUUUUUGAUUGAACUUUGGACUUUAUUAUACGAUUUAAUUAUUAGAUAUAAAAUUAACUUGAAUUAAGUAUUUUCUUAGUUAUUGUUUAAUUAAGUCAAGCUGAAACAUUAAAAAUUAUAAAAAAAUGUUCGCUACUUACUUUAGAACAUUUCGAAUUGCAAAUAAAUAUGGCUUAUUGGCACGUUGUGAAUCUACAUUAGUUAUUGCAGAACAUAAUAAUGAAUCACUAUUACCUAUUACUUGUAAUACUUUAACUGCAGCAAAAAAGAUUGGUGGAGAUAUAACAGUUUUAGUUGCUGGUAGCAAAUGUGAUACAGUUGCACAAAGUGUUAGUAAAGCUAAUGGUGUAUCUAAAGUUUUAAUCGCAGAUAGUGAUGCUUUUAAAGGAUUUUUCCCAGAAGCAUUAACUCCUUUGAUUCUUAGAAUUCAAAAUGAAUAUAAAUUUACCCAUAUCUUAACUGGUGCUACUGCUUUUGGUAAAGCAUUAUUACCAAGAAUUGCAGCUAAAUUAGAUGUAUCUCCAGUAAGUGAUAUUAUUGAUAUUAAAUCAACUGAUACAUUUAUCCGUACUAUUUAUGCAGGAAAUGCAAUUCAAACUUUAAAAUGUAAAGACAAUGUAAAAAUAGUUACAAUAAGGGGUACUUCAUUUGAAGCUACACCUUUAGAAGGAGGCAAUGCCAAGUGUGAAUCUGCACCAGCUGGUGAUUAUAAAUCACAGUUGAUAGAAUUCAUUAAACAGGAGUUAUCUAAAUCUGAUAGACCAGAAUUAACAUCUGCAAAGGUUGUUAUAUCUGGAGGAAGAGGAAUGAAGUCUGGUGAGAACUUCAAAUUAUUAUAUACUUUAGCAGAUAAACUUAAUGCUGCAGUUGGUGCAUCUCGUGCUGCUGUUGAUGCUGGUUUUGUGCCUAAUGAUUUACAAAUAGGACAAACUGGAAAAAUUGUUGCUCCAAACUUAUACAUUGCUGUUGGAAUUUCUGGAGCAAUUCAGCAUCUUGCUGGUAUGAAAGAUUCAAAGACAAUUGUUGCGAUUAACAAGGAUCCAGAAGCACCUAUCUUUCAAGUAGCUGAUUAUGGCUUAGUUGCUGACUUAUUUAAGGCUGUUCCUGAACUCACGGAAAAAUUGUAAAUUUUGAUAUAAUAUUUUAUAAAUAUUUUUGUUAUAAUAUCUAUAUAAAUAUAUAUAUAUAUAUAUAUACAUAUAUAUAUACAAAAUGUUCUUAGAAAAUAAUAAAUUUUUAUAUGAUUUAAAAUA